GUGACGUGCCCGUGGGCAUCGUCGAGUCCGCGAGCCCUGGGCUGCUGAAGAGUCUAGGAUCGGAGGGCAAAAAACUGCCCUGCGUAGUCCUGCUGCGCAGCUUCGACUUUGAGGAGAAGGCGCUGGUCUUCACGCCCGAGAGUAGUUGGCCGAACAGUUUUGGUCCACUGACGUCUUGGAUAGCCGCAAAGCGGGUACCCGCGCUGAUCCCCGGAUCGGAGCAGACUGAGAAGUUUUUUCUUCAAGACAUCGAUCCUGGAAAUGCCUUGGUCCUCUACUUUGGCGAAGAUGAGAAUCUCCGCCGCGACCUGCAUGAACUCGCUGUGUCCUUCGGCAAGGACAAGAAGCUGAAAUGGGUUCACUUAAAGAGUGGCCAGUUCAGCGAGAGCUUGGGCAAAAACGUGCUCGCAGCCGGAUUGGGCGCUGUGGCAGUCCAGCUAUUUUCCGGCCUUGCCCCCAGCCGCGCUGCGUGGACUUGGACCUUGAGUAUCCCAACAGAUGGUGGCUUCAGCUGCCAGGAGGGCAACACGAUCACUGGCAACUCUUCGUCUACUGCUGCAGACUUCGACUGCACCGUGGUGCCUGAUGAUGGCAAGACUUGUGACGUGACCAAGAUCUCUAUGCUGUGCUCCGAUUCAGAAGGAGGGAAGCAGAACUUUAUGCCUUUGGACGGGAUGUGCAUCGACAAUGUUGCCUUUGCAGAGAGCAACAACAUGACGCCUGACACUUUGUCUUGGUCGCAAGUUCCCGUCUGCACUAAUGCAACCGCAACUACCAGCGGAGCAGCAGCGGGCACAAUGAUGGCAUGCACGACGGCAGCCUUCUUGACAGGGGUGAUCUUCUGA
Symbiodinium pilosum is the source of this 845-nucleotide messenger RNA. Lineage: Eukaryota; Dinophyceae; Suessiales; Symbiodiniaceae. The record is from the annotation of a GenBank genome assembly.